UUGUUGAUGUAUCCCUAUUUAGCUAAAACAGAUUGCAAAAUUUCUUUCAAUGUAGCUGAUUUAUGUCAAAACAGUUUUAUAUGAAGUAGGUACCGGUAGCUACUAAUAUCAAACAUAAAGACUUGAUCUAGUUUAUGGAUCUGAAGUUUUAGUCAAAAUUACAAAAAAAUAUUUAAUUUAGACUUUUAACCUUGCAAAUUCAAAAGUUCAUUAGUCUAAAUUUGAUGGGUCAAUUGUUAAUUCAGUUGCAAGGAUUGCUUGAAUUGUGUGUGAUUUAAAAAAUUUAAUGAAUUCUUUUCUUUUUCCUCCCAUUGAUGAUUUAUGACUUGCUAGCAUUCUCUAACCCAAGCAUUUGAAUGAUCUAGCAAGUCUUGUGGUUCAAAUUGUUAUGCUUAUGCUCCUUAUAAAAUCUCUAAUAAAUGUCUUCUUUCUGCUACAGAGUAAUCAACAGUGUUUGAAGUAGGAGCAUGGCGGUUAGACUAAAAUCAGUAAUAACUAUUCCCAUUCAUAGAAUGGCAAGAUUUCCCUACUAUAAAUCGAAUUUGUAUCCUUGCACCGAAAAACUGUUGCGAUGUAUUUCUUCAACGCCUCGUGAGUUGCAGGGUGCUCCAUUGAAGCCUGUGUUAUUGAAUGGCUUUCAACGAACAUUGUUGAGUAUCGGCGCUGCAGCCAUGGCUGUCACUGAUCCCACUAGGCACGACAUGGUGGCUACCCUCGGUGAAACCACGGGACACAAAGCCCUCGUAAGGAUUCAUCAAAAAAUGCUCCAGGAUGAAGAAGGCCGGCUUGUGCUGCAGGAUAAGCCUCGGAUUAGCAGUUCCACUGUAAACCUGCCUGCCCUAAGAUCACUGCCAGAAGGAACACUCGGCAAAUGCUACACCAAUUUCUUGGACAACAACAAAGUUACUCCUGACUCGCGCUGCACAGUUCUUUUCAUUGAAGAUGUAGAGCUUCGUUAUGUGAUGCAACGUUAUAGGGAAGUGCAUGAUCUCUUCCAUUCUCUGCUGGGUAUGCCCACUAACAUGCUAGGCGAAGUAGCUGUCAAGUGGGUAGAAGCGCUACAGACAGGAUUACCCAUGUGUGCCGGCGCAGCUAUUUUUGGUCCCAUUAGAUUCAAACCCAAGCAGCGGAGCAAAUAUGCUACGCAAUACCUCCCAUGGGCGGUCAAAGUUGGCAGCGAGUCAAAACCCCUCAUGAACAUUUACUACGAGAAACGAUGGGAGCAACAAGUAGAGGAUUUGAGGCGAGAGUUGAAUAUAUCGCCCUUCAUGAUUUAAUAGCUUCAAGUAAACAAAUGUCUGAUGGUAUUUGUACACAGUGUGUUAUGUUGAUCUUGUUUUUAACUGUAUGAAUGAAUGCCAAGUAUAUUUACUGUGAUUUGCCUAAAGCUUCGUUUUUCCUGUUCAACAUGGAUAUUUUUGAUGACUUUAUCGCGUUGUCAAUUUAUGCACUUAGAUUUAUAAAUAUGUUAUGUUGUAUUUAGUUUUUGAAAGGAGCGUGAAUCAUUAUUAUUACGUAUAUUUUUUUUGCAUUAGACAACUUUAUAUACUGUGUAAGUAUGUAAGUAAGUAAUUCUAAGUCGGGGAAUCUGUUAGGGCAAUGGUAUACAUUCCCUGUGGUGUGAUGCCCUUAGAUGAAGUUUGAUGUUAGUUGGUAUUUUUAAAGAUUUAUGUCUUAUUGAAAGAAGUGCUGAUUUGUUGCUUCCUUUUAGUCAUACUUGUAAGAUGGUUAAUUUUUCAAACGUGAGUUUGCUGAGAGCAGUGAAAUAUCUGUCACAAUGGCAAGUUAUCACCAGUUCAAAAUUCUGUGUUCUAGUGAGCAUUUAGCUUUCGAUACGAUGAAGUGUGAUUCCUACACAACUCUUUAGAGGCGCCUGGAAUUAGCAGUGACUGCUCUGUUGUCGCAAAAUCUUCGUGCAAUGUUAGAGUUAUUUAGAAAAACUACGGAUAACGCCCAGCCGCCUCCUCCUGCCCCAUCAUGGGCUCAAAUGGAAGAAGACUUGCGCAGGGCCGCGCCUUCUGACAUCGUCUUCGGCAACAUGGCUGCUCUCGACCAUCGAAAUGAAGAGGCUGAUGCAAACUGCGAUGAAGAAUCGGUUGCUGUUUUCCAAACGAGCCGAAAGCUUUUUCUCGCCAAUAGGAGUCUGGAGAAAAGCAGCCAGGUGCUGAGCGAACGGGAGGACAGCUUGCGUUCGAGCGCCGCGAGUCUACGCAGUUUGGUGGCAGACGUACGAGACAAAGCGCGCGGUGCUCUGCUUGCCAGCAGCGCCUCUCUCAGCUUGCCAAUUAAUUCUGGCGCCACUGCGACGAAACCGGAUCAGCUGUAGAUCGUUAGACAACAGCCUUAGUAGUAUGUUGCGGAGGUGGCAGGCCCAGGCCACGAUGGAACGCCGCGUCUUUUACCGGAUCAAUCUAAGUUUGCUAUAAAACUUUGGCGUGGAUAUUUGAAGAAUGUUUGUUCUAUAUAAAUUUUAUUACAUUUCAUAAUGUUAUGUAGUUUCUUUCCACUCUUCGUCGGUAGAAAGAUGAGGCAGGCUGCGUGCAAAGUAUUAGUUUGAUGUUCAUGAGAUAUUAAAAUGUAGUUCACAACUUUCAAAUUCAACAUCAAUGUGAAAACUGCAUGCAUCUCGUUGUUGGGCAUAAACUAUUGCAUGCAAUCUUGUGGCAGCUCUGAACCUAAAGAUAAGCCCCGGGAUUGCCGGAACACGUGUAUCUUCAAGUGCUCUGCACGCACGUCACCCGUCAGUGUAGAUUUUGCAAGCAGGAUAAAGAAAAAAUUUGAAAUUAAAUGUUACUCAAGGGAAAUGGAGAAUGUAAUCAAGGUUAGAAUUUAUUUUUUGGUCUUUUUCUUCACAAUUUUGACGGUAGACUUGGCUGGACUAUUUUUCUUUAUGAGCACAAGGCUUCUACGCGCUGGCACCUCGCUUUCUUUUAGUGUGCGCUGCGUACCUCGAGGCUUGAGGGUUGUGUUCUUCACAAGCGCCGUUUUCUUCUCGUUGCUUUCAGCAGCCGGCUCCUUGUAAUGGAAAGUCAGUGUAACGUAAUAUUACAAGUAUUUCACGAACGAGUUUUAGUUGAGUAAACUGUAUCUUAUGUUUGAAACAUUCACUGAGUAGCCAUGUUAUAUUGAUAUUUUCAACAGUAAGUAGAAGUGGAACUUAAGUUCCGAAGUGGUUAAAUUAUGCCAUCUUUGAGCUAAACCAAUAGUAUUCACCACCAAAAUGUGUCGGGAAGUUUCUAAUGGCCAAAUACUUCCGAACUCUGUCUAGAUAACUUUCCCCUAAAGCGGAGAUCUUUCUUUGACAUUUCGCGCUCAAUUACUGAUAAUCUCGGCGUUCAAGGAUAUCCUAGAGCAAGAGAAAUUAUUUGUUUGAUGACUGAUGGAGUAUUACUGUUGCUGUACUUACCAAAACUGAAAUAUAUACAACUUAAUACAUUAUAUCAGGUUACCCUAUUUUAUAAUUAUUAGAAUCGAAUGUAAGAAAUUUCAAGUGAGUUUUAAAUAUAUCUUUAAACUUGAUAAACCA
Messenger RNA from Hyalella azteca, 3526 nucleotides. It is a transcript of the gene Coq4, whose product is annotated as ubiquinone biosynthesis protein COQ4 homolog, mitochondrial-like. The record is from RefSeq and is a predicted model, not a curated record. NCBI's taxonomy places the organism in Eukaryota, Metazoa, Arthropoda, Malacostraca, Amphipoda, Hyalellidae. Gene Ontology annotation, biological process: ubiquinone biosynthetic process. The transcript is spliced from 3 exons. Gene Ontology annotation, cellular component: mitochondrial inner membrane; mitochondrion. Bases 468 to 1277 code for a protein of 269 amino acids.